Messenger RNA from Cryptosporidium ubiquitum, 1272 nucleotides. RefSeq lists its product as uncharacterized. The record is from RefSeq and is a predicted model, not a curated record. Lineage: Eukaryota; Apicomplexa; Conoidasida; Eucoccidiorida; Cryptosporidiidae. The transcript has a single exon. Bases 1 to 1272 code for a protein of 423 amino acids.
AUGAUUCUUUCCAUCCUCACCUAUUUAAAAGAGCUACUUGUUCCUAAAGGGUCUUUUGGAAAUGGUCCAAAUUCAAAACUCACCGAAAUUGUAGCUUUGAUUAUUAUUUCUUCACUAUUACUACUUGGAUUUUAUUGGGCUCUGAUAUUCUUCUUCAUCUUUCUUAAGACUGGUCAGCUGACAAAUAUAUCCACAACAAUAGCUGUGUAUUCGAGGUUAGAAGUUCCUUCAAUGACUUUAUGCUCUCUUCCCCACGUUUCCUUAAAAGAUAGUAUAUUAGAUGCUUACACUAAUGACCGACUUAAAGUUAUCUUGAUAUACAGACAUGCAAAUAAGAAUUACUUUAACUUUAAUCCAAAAAUAAGACGAUGCUACUGGGAAAAACAAAGCUUGAACAAUCAUGAACAAUGCUUAUGUAUAGAUAUGUGGAACCAGAAGUUUUUUAGUAAAACCAAUGCUAUUUUAAAUCCUCCGUUUUUUCUUUUUCAGAGACAAACUCUCGAUGGUUUUGAUGCAGAUAGCAUAUCUAUUGGAAUUAAGUACUUGAAACCAAUCAAUUCCACUAAUAAUAACAACUCAUCAUCUUCAAAUGAUAACUUUAUUUUUAAUCACAAUAAAGUUAACAAUAUUACCAAAGAAAGUUCUUCCAUUAGUGAAAUAUUAAAGAUUGGCAUAUAUGACCAACCUAUGAUCAUUGCAAAUCAACAUGCAGAAUCUGUAGAGCCUUCUUGGUUCUACUCUAACAUUGGGAAUUAUGCUCAAGUUUCAUUAAAAUUGCUUAAGAAUUACGUUUUUGACGUAGAGAAGUUUUACUUCUAUAUAAUUAAGGGUUAUGUUUCAAGACAAGAAAAUGAAUAUGAAAUAGUAGUUUCACAAAAGAAUUUUAACAUUAGAACACCUAAAAGGAGACCAGAAAACUGUAGGAUGCCCUAUUGGAUUAAGAUUAUGAACCAGAGCUUUUACCAAGACUUAAAUAUUAAAAGGUGUAUUGAUAAUAGCAGAGGUUCACGUCGGGAAUAUGAAGUUGCAAGCUUUACUAAAUUCCAAAUCAGCUUUCGUGAUUUUUCAGUAACUGAAGUUUUCAGACUUAGUGGGGCAUCUGUAAUUGCUUCAUUCCUUACACUUACAGUUGUUUGUCUGUCUGCAUUCAAUAAACAACUCAUUUAUGAGCUACUUUUCCCUUACUAUGAAGACAUAAAUGCCAAAUAUACAGUAACUACAAUUGCUACAUUCUUUUCAUUUGGUUAUUUAAAGAAAUAUACUGAAGACUAA